UCCCGUCCCAUCAUUCCCCGUGAGCACGGAAGCUGAGAUUCCUGGGUGGAAAUGGAGCCGCCCCAUCCCCCACCGUCCAGUAGCAGUGGGGGAGACUUCCAGCAUCCCAACCUGCUCCCCAGAGCCCAUCCCACCCCAUCCUCCUUGCCCAUUGCAGAAAUUGGUGUGGGCACCACCGGCUUCGGAAUCUUCUUCAUCCUCUUUGGAAUACUCCUGUACUUUGAUUCGGUGCUCCUGGCCUUCGGAAACCUGCUAUUCCUGACUGGCCUCUUGCUCAUCAUCGGCCUGAGGAAGACCUUUUCCUUCUUCUUCCAGAGGCACAAGCUCAAAGGGACCAGCUUCUUCCUGGGGGGUGUGGUCAUUGUGCUCCUGCGCUGGCCCCUUCUGGGCAUGUUCCUGGAAACCUAUGGAUUCCUUAGCCUCUUCAAGGGCUUUUUUCCUGUCGUCUUUGGCUUCCUGGGCAAUGCCUCUGACAUCCCCUUCCUGAGUGCGCUGUUCCGGAGGCUUCAAGGCACCAGCUCAAUGGUCUGAACAGCAGAGACGAGCUCCUUGAACUUGGAUCAUUGGUUGAGGGGGCUGGAAAGGAAGUGGGGGCUGCCUCCACCCUGCAGUGACUCAUCUCCCCAUCAUCCCCAGCCCUCUCCAAGUCCAGAAGGAAGAACAGAGUUGAAUGACUGACCUCAGAUUCCAAGUCAACUCAAAAGGCUGUUGACAUGGCUGCGGACAGAGAUCCGGGGCCCCACCGCGGUCAGACUGGGGCUGGUAUUACAUCCUGCCCUGUAUUUAUGGGAGGAGAGCGAAGAUUAAAUCCCCAGGCUGUGAGUGUGUCUGAGACUCAGAGUCACUGUCUC
Panthera uncia (snow leopard) is the source of this 851-nucleotide messenger RNA. RefSeq names its product golgi transport 1A (gene GOLT1A). Gene Ontology annotation, biological process: endoplasmic reticulum to Golgi vesicle-mediated transport; retrograde transport, endosome to Golgi. The transcript has 4 exons. The record is from RefSeq and is a predicted model, not a curated record. Gene Ontology annotation, cellular component: membrane; endoplasmic reticulum. NCBI's taxonomy places the organism in Eukaryota, Metazoa, Chordata, Mammalia, Carnivora, Felidae. The coding region runs from base 52 to 531 and encodes 159 amino acids.